Molecule: messenger RNA, 4338 nt
Organism: Ochotona curzoniae (black-lipped pika)
Lineage: Eukaryota; Metazoa; Chordata; Mammalia; Lagomorpha; Ochotonidae
Gene: COL17A1
Product: collagen type XVII alpha 1 chain
Exons: 52
Coding region: 1-4338 (1445 amino acids)
Source: RefSeq, a predicted model, not a curated record
AUGGAUGCGAACAAGAAAAACAAGCGAGAAGGCAGCGAGGUCACUGAAAGACUUAUCACUGAAACGGUAACUACAAGACUGACAUCCUUACCACCAAAAGGGGGGACCAGCAAUGGCUACACUAAGACGGGCUCCCUUGGCGGAGGGAGCCGACAGGAGAAACAAAGCCUGAUCCACGGCAGCAGCAGCUACAUCAACUCAAGUGGAAGCCUCCGCGGCAGCACCUCCACUUCCAGCUACAGGAGGGCCCAUUCAUCCGCCUCCACUCGGCCUGACUCCCCAGGCUCCACCUUCGAGAGGAAAGCACAUGUGACUCGCCAUGGGACCUAUGAAGGCAGCUCCAGUGGCAACUCCUCUCCCGAGUAUCCACGGAAGGAAUUUGCCUCUUCUGCCACCAGAGGACGGAGCCAAACACGAGAGAGUGAAAUCCGAGUUCGACUACAAAGUGCAUCUCCAUCCACCAGGUGGACAGAACUGGAUGACGUGAAGCGUUUGCUCAAGGGCAGUCGGUCUGCGAGCGCCAGCCCCACCCGGAAUUCUUCCAACACACUUCCCAUCCCCAAGAAGGGCACCGUGGAGACCAAGACGGUGACAGCAAGCUCCCAGUCGGUGUCAGGCACCUAUGACACAACCAUCCUGGAUGCCAACCUUCCCUCGCACAUGUGGUCCUCCACACUGCCUGCGGGCUCCUCCCUCGGGACCUACCACAACAACGUCACCACCCAGAGCUCCUCCCUCCUCAACACCAACGCCUACUCAGCAGGCUCAGUCUUUGGAGUUCCAAAUAACAUGGCGUCCUGCUCUCCCACCCUACACCCUGGACUCAGCAGCUGCUCCUCAGUGUUUGGCGUGCAGAACAACCUGGCCCCCAGCUCUUCCACUUUGCCCCAUGGCACCUCCACCACCUCCACAACAUAUGGCAUGAAGAAAAAUAUGCCCCAGAGCUCUGCCGUGGCGAGCACUGCUGUGGCCACCUCGGCAGCUUGCACCACGAGGGUCCAGAGUGAGGAGCAGCUACACAGAGACUGCAAGUUCCUGCUCGUGGAGAAGGACAACGUGCCCACCAAGAAGGACGUGGAGCUGCUGGUCAUGUCCAAGGACAGCGGCAAGGUCUUCCCUGCCACGCCCACUGGUGUCGCAGCCACUUCCUUUUCAGAAGACACUCUGAAGAAAGAAAAGCAGGCCGCCUAUGCUGCCGACGCCUGCCUGAAGGCUGAGGCUAAUGGAGACUUGAAGACAGUGUCCACAAAGGGCAAGGACGACUUUGCAAAAAUCCACGGUUAUGACCAUGGCGGUGGCCGAGGUGGUGGCGGAGGCGGCGGCAGCAGCGGGGGCCAGUGGGGCGCAGCGCCGGCCUGGUGCCCGUGUGGCUCCAGUUGCAGCUGGUGGAAAUGGCUGCUGGGCCUGCUGCUCACCUGGCUGCUGCUCCUGGGGCUGCUCUUUGGCCUUAUCGCUCUGGGUGAGGAGGUGAGGAAGCUGCGGGCCCGCGUGGAUGAGCUGGAGAGGAUGCGGGGCAGCAUGAUACUACACGGGGAGACCCUGGAGAAGAGCAGCAAGGACCGCCUGCUGGCGGCACCAGGCGUGGGCACAGGCAUGGGCAAGACCGGGCUGGACGGCUCCAGUCAGGAGGCACUCUGGCUGUUCGUGCGGAACAAGCUGUUGCUUGAGCAGGAGAACGGAAACCUCCGGGGAAACCCUGGCCCUAAAGGUGACAUGGGAAGUCAAGGCCCUAAAGGAGACCGCGGGCUUCCUGGGGCUCCAGGUACCCCUGGGCCCGUGGGUCUCCGUGGCCCAGAAGGACCAAAGGGGCAAAAAGGCAGCGUGGGAGAACCCGGCAUGGAAGGCCCCAUGGGCCAGAGAGGGCGAGAGGGCCCCAUGGGGCCACGUGGGGAACCAGGACUUCCUGGGUUUGGAGAGAAAGGAGAGAGAGGGGCUGCUGGUGAACCAGGUCCUCAUGGCCCCCCAGGAGUCCCAGGUUCUGUGGGUCCCAAAGGUUCCAGCGGCUCUCCUGGGCCUCAGGGGCCCCCAGGUGCCAUCGGCCUCCAAGGGCUCCGAGGUGAAGUGGGACUUCCUGGUGUCAAAGGUGACAGAGGAUUUGUGGGACCGCCCGGACCCAAAGGUGACCAGGGUGAGAAGGGAUCAAGAGGCCUUACAGGCGAGCCUGGCAUGAGAGGUCUGCCUGGUGCCGUGGGUGAGCCCGGGGCCAAAGGAGCCAUGGGCCCCGCUGGUCCUGAUGGAAACCAAGGCCCAAGAGGUGAACAAGGCCUGAUGGGGAUGCCGGGAUCCCGUGGCCCACCAGGACCUUCUGGAGACCCAGGAAAGCCAGGUGUCACAGGACCCCAGGGCCCUCAGGGGCUCCCAGGGACACCCGGCCGACCAGGCACUAAAGGUGAACCUGGUGCUCCAGGCAGGAUCAUGACUUCAGAGGGGUCGUCGACCAUCACUGUCCCAGGUCCCCCAGGACCUCCUGGUGCCAUGGGACCCCCAGGACCUCCAGGUUCUCCAGGCCCUACCGGUCCUGCUGGCAUCCCUGGACAGCAAGGCCCGCGAGGGGAGCCCGGCCUGGCCGGGGACUCCUUCAUGAGCAGCAGCAGCUCCAUCUCCGAAUUCCUCUCCACGCAAGGCCUGGAUUUGCGAGGGCCCCCAGGCCCGCCUGGACCACGUGGGCCACCAGGACCUUCCAUCCCAGGCCCCCCAGGACCCCGAGGCCCACCAGGGGAAGGCAUGCCAGGCCCCCCGGGCCCCCCAGGAUCUUUGCUAGCCGACUCAGAAACCUUCUACUCUGGCCCUCCUGGCCCACCUGGUCCUCCAGGGCCCAAGGGAGACCAAGGGGGAUCAUCGAGCACCAUGUACAUGCAGGGCCCACCUGGCCCACCCGGGCCCCCUGGGCCUCCUGGCUCCCUCAGCAACUCCGGCCGUGAGAUUCAGCAGUACCUGUCCGAGUACCUGCAGAGUGACAGCAUUAGGACUUACCUUUCUGGAGUCCAGGGUCCCCCUGGCCCGCCUGGCCCCCCAGGGCCUAUCACCACCAUCACGGGUGAGACCUUCGACUACUCGGCGCUGGCAAGUCUCGUCGUGAGCUACCUGAAGACUUCUGGGUACAGCCUCAGCUCGUCCUCGGGCACCAUCUCUUCUGAGGACAUCCUGGCGGCACUGCAGCGGGAUGAUGUGCGUCAGUACCUGCGCCAGUUCCUGAUGGGCCCUCGGGGUCCCCCUGGGCCCCCAGGAGCCAGUGGUGAUGGGUCCUUGCAGUCAUUGGACUACACAGAGCUGAGCAACCGCAUUAUCAGCUACCUGUCCAGCUCUGGGAUCAGCAUUGGCCUUCCUGGGCCCCCAGGACCCCCAGGCCUGCCAGGAACAUCCUAUGAGGAGCUCCUCUCCCUGCUCCGAGGGUCUGAAUUCAGAGGCAUCGUCGGCCCCCCAGGCCCUCCAGGACCCCCAGGGAUCCCAGGCAACGCAUGGUCCAGCAUCAGUGUGGAGGACCUCUCCUCUUACUUGCACACUGCCGGCUUCUCUUCCAUCCCAGGCCCUCCCGGUCCUCCUGGUCCUCCUGGACCUCGAGGGCCCCCAGGGGUCUCCGCAGCUCUGGCCACCUAUGCAGCUGAGAACAGCGACAGCUUCCGGAGUGAGCUGAUUAGCUACCUCACAAGUCCUGACGUGCGCAGCUUCAUCGUGGGCCCCCCAGGCCCUCCAGGGCCGCAGGGACCGCCUGGGGACAGCCGCCUGCUGUCGCUGGAUGAUGCCUACAGCCGGAGAAGCAGCUCCUCCUCACACAGCUCAGCUGCCCGGCGGGGCUCCUCCUAUAGCUCUUCAAUGGGGGGUUCCCUGGGUGAAGGGGGAGCCUUCAGUGCAGGCGACGGGGGCCCUUAUGACACCGACUUCGACACAGACGGAGGCUUUGAGGCAGCAGAGGGCGGCAUGUACGGCGGAUCCUUACGGGCUGGGUUUGCUGGAGACCUGGAUUACAACGAGCUGGCUGUCCGUGUGUCCGAGAGCCUGCAGCGUCAAGGCCUGCUGCAAGGGAUGGCCUACACUGUCCAGGGCCCACCAGGCCGGCCUGGGCCCCAGGGGCCCCCUGGCAUCAGCAAGGUCUUCUCUGCCUAUAGCAACGUGACUGAAGACCUCAUGGACUUCUUCCGCACUUAUGGGACCAUUCCAGGACCCCCUGGGCAGAAGGGAGAGGUGGGCAUCCCAGGACCCAAAGGCGACAGGGGUGCUGCAGGACCAAGAGGUCCCCCUGGGCCACCUGGCCCUCAAGGGCACAAGGGAGAAAAAGGAGACAAAGGUGACCAAGUCUAUGCUGGGCGGAGGAGGAGAAGCAUUGCCCCCAAGCCGUGA